AUGAAAGCGAUCCGUCGCCCAUACGGAGAAGCACUUGAUGAAGAGCGACCCGUCGCCACUAGGGUAACAGCGCUAGAUGAAGAGCGAUCCGUCGCCAAUACGGGGACAGCGCUUGAUGAAGAGCGAUCCGUCGCCAAUACGGGGACAGCGCUUGAUGAAGAGCGAUCCGUCGCCAAUACGGGAGCAGCGCUUGAUGAAGAGCGAUCCGUCGCCAAUACGGGGACAGCUCUUGAUGAAGAGCGACCCGUCGCCAAUACGGGGACACCGCUUGAUGAAGAGCGAUCCGUCGCCAAUACGGGGACAGCACUUGAUGAAGAGCGAUCCGUCGCCAAUACGGGGACAGCGCUUGAUGAAGAGCGAUCCGUCGCCACUACGGGGACAGCGCUUGAUGAAGAGCGAUCCGUCGCCAAUACGGGGACAGCACUUGAUGAAGAGCGAUCCGUCGCCAAUACGGGGACAGCGCUUGAUGAAGAGCGAUCCGUCGCCAAUACGGGGACAGCGCUUGAUGAAGAGCGAUCCGUCGCCAAUACGGGGAAUCAGCGCUUGAUGAAGAGCGAUCCGUCGCCAAUACGGGGACAGCGCUUGAUGAAGAGCGAUCCGUCGCCAAUACGGGGACAGCGCUUGAUGAAGAGCGAUCCGUCGCCAAUACGGGGACAGCACUUGAUGAAGAGCGAUCCGUCGCCAAUACGGGGACAGCGCUUGAUGAAGAGCGAUCCGUCGCCACUACGGGGACAGCGCUUGAUGAAGAGCGAUCCGUCGCCAAUACGGGGACAGCGCUUGAUGAAGAAGCGAUCCGUCGCCAAUACGGGGACAGCGCUUGAUGAAGAGCGAUCCGUCGCCAAUACGGGGACAGCGCUUGAUAGAAGAGCGAUCCGUCGCCAAUACAGAGAGGAACAGCGCUUGAUGAAGAGCGAUCCGUCGCCACUACGGGAGAACAGCGCUUGA
Molecule: messenger RNA, 945 nt
Organism: Peronospora belbahrii
Lineage: Eukaryota; Oomycota; Peronosporomycetes; Peronosporales; Peronosporaceae
Source: the annotation of a GenBank genome assembly